GGUUUGAAUGAAAGGCGAGGCGAGCCCUGCCGACACCAUGCCGCGCCGGGAGUAGCCCCGCGCCCGCCCAGACGCGCCUUUCCUCCCCUUUUUCCUCCCCUCACCCCUUUUUCUUUUCUUUCCCGUUUUGGUUUGCUUUGCUUUUUCCCCCUCCCUCCUCCUUUCCUCUUCCCCCCACCCCUUUGGGCUGAGGGGCGGAGGGGGAGACCGGCGUUGAGGGAAGAGCGGCGGCGAUUCCGGAGUGAGCGCCCCCCCCUCCUGCUUUUCUGCUCCUUCCUCCAACAGGACGCCCCCCUCCCUUCUUCUUCUUCUUCUUCUUCUUCUUCACCCAGGCGCGAGGGAGGGGGGAAAUCCCGCCGAGGAGGAGGAGGAGGAAAGGCAGAAGCACACCUCAAGAUUCCAACAAACCCCAACACAAACCAUACCUUUUGUUAUAUAUAGAUCUGUAUUGAACAAUCCUUAAUUUCGUGGAACUGGGAGAAGAAGGCGAAGAAGUCGGGGAAAGAGUGGAGGACUCGCUUUCUCUCUCCAUCAGUCCUGUCAGGAGACGUGGUUUCGGGGAAAGGCAAGGCAAGGAAGGAGGAAGGCAGGCAGGCCCGGGGGCAACAUUGCUGCUGCUUCUGCUGCUUCUGCUUCUGCUGCUACUCCUCCCUGUCAACGAGUUUCCCCGCACCGGCGCUCCGGAUUCCAGCUACAUGGGCAAACGCUUGGAACAGCAACCAAUGUACCCCCAGUACACUUAUUACUACCCUCAUUAUCUCCAAACCAAGCAUUCCUAUGCACCAGCUCCUCACCCCAUGGCUCCACCCAGCCCCAGCACGAAUAGUAGCAACAACAACAGCAACAACAGCAGUGGCGAACAGUUGAGUAAAACCAACCUGUACAUCCGAGGCCUUCCACCCGGAACCACUGACCAGGAUCUUAUCAAGCUGUGCCAACCAUAUGGAAAAAUUGUAUCCACGAAAGCAAUUCUAGACAAAAACACAAAUCAGUGUAAAGGUUAUGGUUUUGUAGAUUUUGACAGUCCAGCAGCAGCACAGAAAGCAGUAGCAUCUCUUAAAGCAAAUGGAGUGCAAGCCCAGAUGGCAAAGACUGGUUUCUUCCCAGGCUGUGGAGCUUCCUUCCAAAGGAGGCAACAAGAACAAGACCCUACAAAUCUUUACAUCUCAAACUUACCCAUUUCCAUGGAUGAGCAGGAGCUGGAGAAUAUGCUGAAACCCUUCGGACAUGUCAUUUCCACCAGAAUAUUAAGAGAUGCAAAUGGUGUCAGUAGAGGAGUCGGCUUUGCCAGGAUGGAAUCUACUGAAAAAUGUGAAGUAGUUAUUCAGCAUUUUAAUGGAAAGUACCUGAAAACACCCCCUGGUGUGCCAGCCCCAACAGAACCUUUGCUGUGCAAAUUUGCUGAUGGAGGGCAAAAGAAACGACAGAAUCAAAGCAAGUACACACAGAAUGGGAGACCAUGGCCAAGGGAAGGAGAGGCUGGCAUGGCUUUAACAUAUGACCCUACAGCUGCUAUACAGAACGGAUUUUAUUCCUCACCGUACAGUAUUGCUACAAACCGCAUGAUUCCACAGACAUCCAUCACGCCAUUCAUUGCUGCUUCCCCUGUCUCCACAUAUCAGGUUCAGAGUACUUCAUGGAUGCCUCAUCCGUCAUAUGUUAUGCAACCAACUGGUGCUGUGUUAACGCCAACAAUGGAUCAUACAAUGUCCAUGCAGCCUGCAAGUAUGAUGGGCCCCUUGACACAACAGAUGAAUCACCUUUCCUUGGGCACAACAGGAACGUAUAUGACAGCUGCUGCACCUAUGCAAGGGACCUACAUUCCCCAGUACACUCCUGUGCCUCCAACAGCUGUCCCUCUUGAAGGUGUUGUUGCUGAUACCUCUCCGCAGACUGUAGCAUCUUCAUCACAGGAAACCAGUGGUCAACAGCAACAGAUGGCAGUGGAAACAUCCAAUGAACAUGCAUCUGCAUAUUCCUACCAACAGUCAAAACAAUAAACAGGACUGAAAAAUGUUGCUCUGAAAAGUUUGCCUUGAAUAGAGAAACUUCAUUGAACAAGAAGUUGGCUUCCAGUUUGCACAGGCGUCAACAGAUUUUUCUUUUUCAUUUUCUACCUUACCCAACAAAAAACAAAACAGUGUUUCUAUGUGCUGUGCAAAUUGUUCAGUCAUGUAGUCUGAUAGUUUUAUUUUUGCUAUUUUUUUAUUAAAGAAUAAAAGACCCACAGCGAAACACUGGGUUGAUAUUUCAUCUGAAUGAACAUUUGAAAUUCAGAAUUUACUUGCAAGUGUAGAUAAUUUGUUUCUGUUUUCCAAACAACAACAGAGAACCAAUGAUGUCACGAGGGAGGAGGCUGAGAUGAAAACUAAUGAUCUUCCUCAAGAAUCCAGCUAUUCUUUCCCCCUUUCUUGUUGAAUUCAAAUGUGUGUUUGAUUUAGGGUUUUUGUUUAUGAUUUUUUUUAAAAAGAAUUGUUUAGGUAAGGUUUAUCUUGAAUCUUAAUUGCCUUAAUUUUAAGGACGUCAAAGGCUCUCAAGGCAAGCUGUCAACGUCUUGGUGAAAGAAAGGAGAAGGAAUUCAAAAUUAGACCAGGAUCAACUGGGGAUGAAGCUCAAGAGACUGAAUUUUUAGAUGAACGGCAACAACAAAAUGAUAAACUGUACAGUUUACCAGAAAAUGAUUUUUUUCUUCUUUUGAAGAAAACCUGUUGAUAAAGGAACUGUGGCAACUUCAAGAAUUAAAAAAGAAGACUUUAAUGAACUUUCUUCAUGUUGACAGAGAAGAAUAUAGAAGGUUAAAGUGUUUUACAAUAAAAUUAUUGAAUGGGGUGGGGAGGGGGAUCAACUUGCAUUUUAAGGAAUGCAGGUUUUUUUCUUGCAGAAUGGAGAUUUUUUUAAUUUACAAAGCGUGAUCGCUGGCAAAAGCAUUAGUGCUUUUUAUCUGCAGUCUUUUUUAUGAGCUUUAAAAAAGUUUUUAGUCUGCUUUGCUUGUCACAUUGCAAACACCUAGCUUAAAAGCAUUUUUGGGGGGAGGGGGACUUACGUAGAUAGGAGCUUAUGGUCAAAAAAAGUGCAAAAAAAAGCAAUAGCUAGAAGAAAUUGUUGACAAUUUCUGUAGUCUUUCCUAGUUGUGAUCAAAAUGCAGCCUAUGGAUGGCCUAUUUUAUACCAAAGAUGAAAUGACACCCUACCGAAGUCCAGAAGAUAGAGGGGUUUUUUUUCUUCUUUCUUUCUUUUUUUAAAAAGAAAAAAUCUUUAUUUGACCUACAUGGCCGGACCAGUUUGUAUUUUUAUGUUUGUUUAAACUAUCUUCCACUGGUAUUUUGCGUCCUACAUACUUAGGCUUCUAAUGGAAAGAUCUGAGUAGUUGGCAUUUAGCACCGCUUAGCAGAAUUUCACAGCAUGAAGGGAUAUAUGGGUGCCGGCUCUUCUACCCAGGCAUGUUUUAACUUUGUUGCAUUUUUUGUCGCAUUGUCCAGUUUCUUUCUUACUGUCUUCCUUCUUCAUAGCAUCCCAGGCCCAUUUCUUCUUUUUUCAUCUUCCAGGACCAGAAAAAGUAGUCCUCAGUUUGUAUUUGGGUGUUGUAUUCAAGUUAGUUAGAGAAUACCAAUGACAAGAGAGGUUUGGUGUUUUCAUUUCACUCUCCUGUGCAAGAAGAAAAUGUUAAGGUGGCUCACAGUUCUUUCAUGCAAGCACGAAGUUAACAAUCACUUUAUACUAACUGGCUUUUUGUGGUCUUAAUAUGUUUGCUGACAAUCACAAAUUAUUCUGAUUAGGCAAAAGACAAUAGUAAUUAAAUUGAAUCAGUGCAAACCUAUUUUUAAAAAGUAAAAUGAUAUAUGGAAUCUUUAUAUGGAGGAUUUAAAAGAUGGCACCUUGUGUCCCUUCCUUUCAAAAUGAGAGAGGGAUAUCAUGCAGUGACAGUUUUGAGACAGGCUGGCCAUGGAGAAAGGACCUCCAGAUCUUGCCAGCAAGGUAUGGAAAGUUUUCCAAGUGUGCAUUCCAUUCAUUUUCAGCUCCCUUACACUCCACUACAUUUUCUGAAUUUAAAAGUGGUACAAGAAUCUAGGAAUCUCUUCCUUGCAAGAACUAGUUAAAGAAAAUGAAGCUAUGUAUUGUAAAAGCUCUAUGAGUGGUCUGUGGUUCAUGGAGAGAACUCACCCUCCCCCUUGCCACAUGAAUCAGGGGCUGUCCCUCAUCGUGCUCAUGAAAAGGGGACUUAGAACUCCUAGAGACUUUUGCCCCCAAAUUAGACCUGUCAUGAGGAAACAUCCUUUAUAAGAGACAACAAAAUCUAGCAAAGGAAGCACUUAAAAAUGAACCAAAAUAUUGAAAUGGCCCUACAUUUGGAGGAAAAUGAAAGGGUCAUUUCAGUGACUGAGGUAUAUUCAGAACAGGGUAACCAUAUUGAUAAGAAAUAGAUAGAUAAAAUAUAAACAAUUUAACAGGUUUAUUUUGAAUUAACCAGAUUCAAUUAAACCUACCACAAAAAAUCAAUUGUAAUGAAAAGAGGGUUGUGCAGGAGCACUGUCGGGUUUGUGCACAGAAUCUGUGGUUACUUUGAAUAACUUUUAAAAGAAGCAAGUAUUUUUUUAAGAAUUCUAAAAAGGUUUUCCUUAUUUUUCAUGUAGUUAUCCUAGGUUUGGUGGGGAUAGGGUUGGGUUACCAGAACAAAUGGCUGCUAAACAUUAAAAAGGAAAAAGAAAAUAGGAUAACACCUAGUGAACCAGCACAAACAAGAGAGGCCUUGGUUACCUGGAAAAUAUUCUAAAUGUAGAUGUGGGAUCCAGUAACUACAGGUUAACUUUUCUGGUGAAAAGGACCACACAGCACUGGGGAGGGGGGUGUCAAUAUUAUGUACAGAGAUCUCUAGCAUCUUCCUUUCUUUCAUGCGCUUUGACAUUGCUGUUUUCUUUAUGCGAGUAUCACUUUUCUUUUCUCCUCCAGAAAACAAAGUGUCAAUUGGAGUGAUGUAUUAAAAAUAAUCAAGCAAGCCUUAUUUUCUACCUUUUUUUCUUCUAUGUAUAAAUAGGGUUUAUCCUUCUGUGGCACAUUGCUGUUGGAUAUGAAAGAAGCAUGUGUUUGGUUUUUUAUUGUUUCUGUAUAAAUUCUAGUUUGGCGCAAAGAAAAGUCUCAUUGCUGUUGACAAUGAGGCUGCAAGGUAGCUACCAUGUGGCUGAUGGAAAUGCUGGGUACCUUCCUGUGUCUAUUCGGAACUCUGCUGCUUUAUUUAUAAAUUCUGAUCAUUUUGUUCAGGUAUGUUCAGCAGAUCAGAUUAAGCUAUCACAGUGGGAUUAUUCUUGAAAGUCAAGCACCCCUCUUCAUCCAUCAUCAUCAAAAAAUUAACAAAUAGAUUGUAUCCAUUGCUUCAGGCAUUCAACCAUUUUGUGUUUUAUUUUUUAAAAAUUUCCUUUUUGAUUUUUUUUGCAAAGUUUGCCCUUUAAUAAAAAGCAAAUAAUGAAAUAUCCUCUGCCCCAAUGGGUUGUCUCACCAUUUGAGACAGAACUUGCCUAAAUUACCUUGAGAGUCACCAGUCAUAUUGGCAGAUUCUAGGAAUUGUAAACCAAAAAGUGACUUCUCAAGCUCUACGUUGAUAAAUCCACUUUGAUGCACAAACAA
Molecule: messenger RNA, 5618 nt
Organism: Anolis sagrei ordinatus
Lineage: Eukaryota; Metazoa; Chordata; Lepidosauria; Squamata; Anolidae
Gene: RBMS3
Product: RNA binding motif single stranded interacting protein 3
Biological process (GO): chloroplast rRNA processing
Cellular component (GO): ribonucleoprotein complex; chloroplast thylakoid membrane; cytoplasm
Molecular function (GO): mRNA binding
Source: RefSeq, a predicted model, not a curated record